Diplodia corticola is the source of this 1770-nucleotide messenger RNA. Its product is annotated as glycoside hydrolase family 1 protein. Gene Ontology annotation, molecular function: beta-glucosidase activity. The coding region runs from base 1 to 1770 and encodes 589 amino acids. The record is from RefSeq and is a predicted model, not a curated record. The transcript is spliced from 3 exons. Lineage: Eukaryota; Fungi; Ascomycota; Dothideomycetes; Botryosphaeriales; Botryosphaeriaceae. Gene Ontology annotation, biological process: carbohydrate metabolic process.
AUGCCUUCCCUCGUCCUCCCCGUCCUGCUGGUCUCAUCCGCUAUCGCUGGUGCCCAAUUGACUUUCAAUGAACCAGCGGGCAGCUAUUCGACAAAGACUUAUGCCGUCCCCGCUGUCGAGACGGAACACAGACCCAACACCGACUACUCAGACCAAGCAUUGGCCUUCUUGUGGGAUCAGGUAGGACCCAUCUCCACUGGUCCUGUCACCACAACCGUCCAGCCUACGCCCGAGGCCACCGUGCACCCUGGCCCAGGACCCAUCCAUCCGCUCGUCCCAAGCUACGACGCGAACCUCACCAGCCUCAAGCUGCCCAAGGGGUUCAAAUGGGGCGUGUCUUCCUCCUCCUACCAGAUCGAGGGGGCUGCCGACGCCGAGGGCAAAGGCCCCAGCAUCUGGGAUCUUCUGUCUCACCGCGUCCCCAACUUCGUCGCCGACAACACCACCGGCGACGUUGUGGCCAGCCAUUACUGGCUAUACAAGCAGGACAUCGCGCGUCUGAAGAGCCUAGGGAUCCCGUCAUUCAGCCCCAGUAUCAGCUGGCCGCGUCUCUUUCCCUUCGGCAAGGGCCCCGUCAACCAGCAGGCCGUGGCUCACUACGACGAUGUGAUUUCGGAAAUGGUAGCCAACGGCAUCAAGCCGAAGGUGACCUUGUUCCAUUGGGAAACGCCAUUGGCUCUCUUCAACGAGUAUGGGGCGUGGACCUCGCCGGAAGUCGUUGAUGAUUUUUUCAACUAUGCCAAGUUCGUCAUCUCCCGGUAUGACGAGUACGUCGAGGAUUGGUUCACUAUCAACGAGCCGCAAUACUGCAAUUGGCAGUAUUCCGUCUACCCUGCUGGCGACUACUAUCCCGCAUACAACAACUAUACUGGAGGCCUGCCGACCCGCUUCAUCUGUGGCCACUAUACCCUGCUCGCUCACGCAAAGGUAGCGAAAUGGUACAAGGAGGAAUUCAAGGGCACCGGCAAGAUAACUUUCAAGAACUCUGGAAACUACUUCCAACCAAAUACCUCCUCCGAGGCAGACGCUCUUGCAGUCCAGCGCAGCUUUGAUUUUGUGCUUGGCUGGUUUAGCGGACCCUGGACAGAUGGCGACUACCCCCAAUCUCUGAAAGAUACUCUAGGCGAUAUCCUCCCAGAGUACACACAGGAGGAGAAGGAUUUGAUCAAGGGCUCGUGCGAUUACUUUGCCAUCGACGGCUACUCAUCUUACAUCGCAUAUGCCAUUGAUGACUACGAAAGCUGCAUCACAAACUCGUCCCACUCUGCGUACCCUACCUGUGCGGGCAGCACCAACGUUGCACCAGACGGCUUCCCUCUUGCUCCUGCUGCCGAUCCCGGAGUUUCUUGGUUGAUCGAUGCGCCGCAAGGGCUGCGUCGAUUCCUUUCCAAGAUCACGAAGGACCUUUACCCCUCUGUCAAUGAGAUCAUGGUGACCGAGUUUGGGUUUGCGGAACCCUUCGAGUCCCAGCUCGACGAUCUCAGCACCAUCCUUUGGGAUAUUCGACGCGCUGACUACUUCCAGUCCUAUCUGGACGCCAUCCUCCAGUCGAUCCACUAUGAUGGGGUGAACGUGACGGGCGCCUUUGGUUGGGCUAUCUUCGACAACUUUGAAUGGCUGGUUGGUCUUAACACUAGAUUUGGGCUUCAGUAUGUCAACUACACCGACUUGACGAGGACGCCGAAGGCUAGCAUGUUCCAGUUCGUCAACUGGUUCAAACAACAUGAGUAUGGGGACGAGCCGUCCAACACAACAGUCAAGCUAUUGUAG